CAUGCAAAUCAAAUCGACAAAUAACAAACCCUCGAUCCUUGAUCACAUACAAUUUUUCAUCAAUGGCGACCGUCCUUCCAUUAGCGAUUGAGACAGAAAUCCUCCUUCUUCCUGCCAAAUCCAUUCAACGCUUUUCAUCAGUCUGCAAAUCAUGGCAUUUCUUAAUCACAUCAUCUUCUUUCAUUUUUUCUUACAAUGAUCACUCUUCUGCAAACUCUAAAUUUCUCCUCCUUAAACAUCCUCACCCAGUUCCUUUACUCCCUUCUUAUGUCACUUCAAUCCAAUUUUCUCUAUUUAAUGACUCUUUGUCCGAACUUUCAACCAUUAAAGUUCCUCAAGAAUUACCCACGGACCAAGAAUGUGAUACUAUUCGACCCACAAGAGUUGAACUUGUUACUUCCAACUCCAUUAAUGGAGUCCUUUGUAUUCUUGUGUAUAUGGGUUUUUUUAGUGGGAUUGAUGUGGAUUGUGAUUUGUUCCUAUGGAAUCCAUCAACAAGUGAGAAAGUGAAAAUCCCGAGUUCUGAGUUUACUGGGCUGUUUUCUGGGUCUUCAAUGGAAAUAAUGAAAUUCUAUUGUGGGUUGGGGUUUGGGUGUGAGGAUUAUAAAGUGGUUAGGGUUGUGUAUUUGGAUGUCGCGCAUUGUACGGUAGAAAUUUAUUCUUUAAGGGAGAAUUGUUGGAAGUGUUUGGGUAUGGAUUUCUGUUCAGGCAUUUUAUCGAACACAUUGUGGGCGAACUCAACUUGUACGUUUGUCAAUGGGGUCGGGUAUUGGGGUUGUCAUAGCAAUGAAAGGAAAGAUAGAUUCUUUGUAUUAGAGUUUGAUUUUGAAAAGGAAUGUUUUAAAGGGAUGGAAGUACCAGUUGAGUGUGUUACUGGUGGAGAAAUGAGGUACCAAUCUUUGUGGGUUUAUCAUGGGUUAUUGGCGAUUUCGGUUCUUCGUUUUGGUGAAUUUGAUUCUAGUAUAACUAGGCAUUACAUUUGGGGGAUGAAGGUUGAUAAGGAUUCUGGUACAUAUCAAUGGAACAAACUGUUUAAUAUUGAUCUAGAAGGUGGGCCUAGAAGGCCUAUGGUAACUUUGAAGGGUGGAGAAUUGUUGUUGCUUGGAGAGGUUUAUGGUGAGCAUACUUUAUAUGAUCCUGAAUCGGAGGAAAUUAAGAGGAUUGACAUAUUUGAUGUUGAAGCUGUAGUUUCUUAGGUUGAAAGUCUUGUUUCACUUUCUCAGCUGAUGCUCAAGUAG
Molecule: messenger RNA, 1238 nt
Organism: Amaranthus tricolor (Joseph's coat)
Lineage: Eukaryota; Viridiplantae; Streptophyta; Magnoliopsida; Caryophyllales; Amaranthaceae
Product: putative F-box/LRR-repeat/kelch-repeat protein At1g11620
Molecular function (GO): protein binding
Source: RefSeq, a predicted model, not a curated record